Cryptomeria japonica (Japanese cedar) is the source of this 1068-nucleotide messenger RNA. RefSeq lists its product as uncharacterized. Gene Ontology annotation, molecular function: DNA helicase activity. The record is from RefSeq and is a predicted model, not a curated record. The transcript has a single exon. NCBI's taxonomy places the organism in Eukaryota, Viridiplantae, Streptophyta, Pinopsida, Cupressales, Cupressaceae. Gene Ontology annotation, biological process: DNA repair; telomere maintenance. The coding region runs from base 1 to 1068 and encodes 355 amino acids.
AUGGUACCUCUACAUGGACAAACAUUGGCAAGCUUCCAAGAAAGCAUGUACUUCAUUCACUACAUUAUAAUUGAUGAAAUGAGCUUCAUUGGUCCAAAGUUAAUACAACGCAUUGAUAUUAGGUUACGUGAGGCAUUCCUUGCCCAUAACCAACUCCAAUUUGGAAGACGCUCAAUCAUUCUCUUCGGUGACCUGGGCCAACCACCACUUGUCAAGGACAUACCUACGUAUACUUCAACUUCAUAUGGAGGGACAUUAUGGCAUAGCUUCAUAACAGUUAUAAAAUUGAAAAAAAUAUUUCGCCAAACUAGAGAGCAACCUGCUCAAAUUGCCUUUCGUGCACUUCUCUCCAAUUUACGAAAUGCAGAACGUACAAUUGGAGACUGGAAACUUUUAAUGUCUCGGUCAAAUUCAACGCUUUCUUCUGUAGAGCAAUCUAUAUUCUUAUCAUCCACACACCUAUUUGCAACAAAUGAAAUGGUAUCAUUACAUAACAAACGCAUGUUGUUGUCUAUGGGAAAACCUAUUGCCCUUUCUACUGUAGAACAGCUCAGGGGAUUCACAUGCACAAUUCCAGAUGAGGAACAACUUGAAUCUAAGAUCCCCUUAUGUAUUGGCCAAGAAGUUAUGUUAUCUGUAAACUUGUGGGUGGAAACAAGACUUGUCAAUGGUGCACUUGGACAAGUCAAAGAAAUUGUAUAUAAUGGUGGUGAAAUACCACUUGAACUUCCCUUAUUUGUUGUUGUUCAAUUCAAAAAUUACAUUGGCCCAAUUUGGGACCACAACAUCCCAAAAAAUAUCCCUCUUGUUCCAAUUAGUCGUGGUCUUUGCCGUCAACUACCACUAAAAAUGGCAUGGGCCUUAACAAUUCACAAAGCACAAGCCCUCACACUUCAAAGAGAAACAAUUGACAUCGGCAAUACUAAUCACCAAGGGCUCACAUUCAUAGCAAUUUCAAGGGUCUAUGACCUUACAAGUCUUCGCAUACACCCUACAUUCAUGUUCCAAAGAUAUUCACAUAUACAACAUAGUCCAUAUGUUGCUCGACGAAAACAAGAAGAGGAAUGA